Ceratitis capitata (Mediterranean fruit fly) is the source of this 1030-nucleotide messenger RNA. It is a transcript of the gene asf1, whose product is annotated as histone chaperone asf1. The record is from RefSeq and is a predicted model, not a curated record. Gene Ontology annotation, cellular component: nucleus. The transcript has a single exon. Gene Ontology annotation, molecular function: histone binding. The coding region runs from base 210 to 920 and encodes 236 amino acids. Lineage: Eukaryota; Metazoa; Arthropoda; Insecta; Diptera; Tephritidae. Gene Ontology annotation, biological process: DNA replication-dependent chromatin assembly.
AGGCAAUUGGAAAUGUCAUCGUUUAUUGUGCUUGUGAAGAAAUUUCAGCAGAAACAAUUACGAAUAGAAGAUCAGUAAAAAUCGUGUAUAAAUUGAUUAAAAUCAUAUUUAUAUUAAAAAAUAAACGUGCAUUUAAUUUUGACGAACAAUAAAUUAAUUGAAUUAGUGACUUUAAAGCAUUCAUUGUCACUACACCGCCUAUAAACGCGAUGGCAAAAGUACACAUUACAAACGUGGUUGUUUUAGACAAUCCAAGCAGUUUCUUCAAUCCCUUUCAAUUUGAGUUAACUUUCGAGUGCAUCGAAGAAUUGAAAGAGGAUUUAGAAUGGAAAAUGAUAUAUGUCGGCUCAGCCGAGUCAGAAGAGCACGAUCAAGUAUUGGACACAAUAUAUGUAGGCCCGGUGCCAGAGGGUCGUCACAUAUUUGUUUUUCAAGCGGAUCCCCCAGAUGUAACGAAAAUUCCAGAACAAGAUGCUGUUGGCGUGACAAUAGUUUUACUUACUUGCUCAUAUCGAGGACAGGAAUUUGUACGUGUUGGUUAUUUCAUCAACAACGACUAUGCUGAUCCAGAAAUGCGUGAAAACCCUCCACCAAAACCAUUGUUUGAUAAACUUACGCGUAAUAUAUUGGCAACUAAACCUCGCAUUACCCGCUUCAAAAUCAACUGGGAUGACACACCAACGAAUGGUUUGUUAAACGGCAACGGUCAACUACAUACGCAUUCAAUGGAUGAUAUGGAUGAUGGCGCUUCCACAUCAGUAUCAGCGAGAGCAAUGAAUGGUAAUGGGUAUAAUGGUGCUGCCGGUGAGUCUAUGGAUGCACCAGAGGCAGCGUGUGAUGAUAACAGCCUGAAUAUGCCAAUUGAAAAUGGUGUUAAUGCACUCAAUGAGAACUCAAAUUCGCUUGCCAUGGAGUGCUAGGAAUAUUUUUUUUUAUUUUGCCAGCAUCAGCGUUUGUUUACAAGUAUUUUUGUACCUAACAUCUAAUUCGGUGCAUCCUGUAAUAGAUCAUGUGCAUUGGCCUGGAAAUA